AAUGCUUCCAAACUCUUUCCCACUCUGUUCCAACACUUGUUAACAACAACCAGCCCCUGUACAAUGGCUGCUCUCCACACCUCUUUCUGUCUCACAGUCGAAGUGCCCCAAACCCAAGAAGCCAUCCAACCAAAUCCAUCGUUCAAAUCCCCCACUUAAAACCCACUAAAAAAAAAUGCUCUCAACAGGGCUGUCUCUGUUUUCAUCACCCAACAAUCUCAUCCACAGUUCUCCCCUGCAUCCCCCGCGAAACUCACGAAAAUCCCACUUGAUUUUCGUGGUUUCAUGCAAUUCCACCACAAAAAUGGCGGCGACGGCGCCUGCGGAGACCAAGACAAGCUUCAGGUUCAAGAACUUGAUGGAGACAUUCGAGGUUGAUGUGCAGAGGGCGGAGAAUAGGCCACUGAAUGUUCCUUUGAUUGCGCCGUUUACGAUUGCGUCGUCGAGGUUGGAGGGGGUGGAGAAUGUAGCAAUCAGGAUUGAGCUGAGCAAUGGGUGUGUGGGGUGGGGUGAGGCUCCAAUUUUGCCUUUUGUGACUGCUGAGGACCAAAGCACGGCGAUGGCGAAGGCGGCCGAGGCUUGUGAAUUGCUAAGGCAGACUCCGGCCAUGACGUUGGGGUUGUUGUUGGCGGAGAUUGGUGGGGUUCUUCCUGGACAUGAGUUUGCUUCUGUUAGGGCAGGAGUCGAAAUGGCAGUGAUAGAUGCUGUUGCUACUAGCAUUGGUGUACCCUUGUGGAGACUGUUUGGUGGAGUUUCAAAUACCAUAACAACUGAUAUAACAAUUCCAAUUGUUUCCCCAGCUGAAGCUGCUGAAUUGGCUUCCAAGUAUAACAAUCAAGGAUUCAAGACUUUGAAGCUUAAGGUAGGAAAGAAUCUGAAAGCAGAUGUAGAAGUUCUUCAGGCCAUACGCGGGGCACAUCCUGAGUGCUUGUUUAUCUUGGAUGCUAAUGAGGGCUACAAACCGGAGGAGGCAAUUGAAGUUCUUGAAAAAUUACAUGAAAUGGGUGUCACUCCUGUUCUUUUUGAACAACCUGUUCAUAGAGAUGAUUGGGAAGGUCUUGGUCAUGUUACUGACAUCGCAAAAAACAAAUAUGGGGUAUCUGUUGCAGCUGAUGAAAGCUGUCGGAGCUUAGCUGACGUUAAGAAAAUAGUCCAAGAAAAACUUGCGGAUGUCAUUAACAUCAAGCUUGCCAAAGUUGGGGUUGUGGGAGCUCUUGAGAUUAUUGAGGUGGCAAGGGCGUCAGGGUUAGAUCUGAUGAUUGGUGGUAUGGUUGAGACUAGAUUAGCCAUGGGCUUUGCUGGCCACCUUGCUGCUGGGCUUGGGUGUUUCAAGUUCAUUGACCUAGAUACACCCCUUUUGCUAUCCGAAGACCCAGUUCUUGAGGGUUAUGAAGUCUCGGGUUCAGUUUACAAGUUCAGAAAUUCUAGAGGCCAUGGUGGUUUCCUUCAUUGGGACAAUAUUGCUUGAACUGGCACUUUUUGGUUGCUUCCUUACCUCUGGACUGUGAGCAGCGUUUAUAUGAUUCUCCUGCUUUGAACUAUGGGUAGCCUGUCUGGCCCAUAUUUUAUGAGGGGCAGAACUCAUCUGUGCUUGGAUUGAUGUGUCUGCAGGUGAGACAUCUGGUUCAAGGAUUCUAAUAAUAUUUAUUUUAGUGAAUUCCAUCCUCUUGUAGUAAUGGUCGACUUUGUUAUCAUCAUUGCUAUUUGAAUAUAAAUUGUUUGUGACA
Molecule: messenger RNA, 1727 nt
Organism: Corylus avellana
Lineage: Eukaryota; Viridiplantae; Streptophyta; Magnoliopsida; Fagales; Betulaceae
Gene: CYP77A5P
Product: cytochrome P450, family 77, subfamily A, polypeptide 5
Molecular function (GO): racemase and epimerase activity, acting on amino acids and derivatives
Source: RefSeq, a predicted model, not a curated record